Colletotrichum karsti is the source of this 891-nucleotide messenger RNA. RefSeq lists its product as uncharacterized. Lineage: Eukaryota; Fungi; Ascomycota; Sordariomycetes; Glomerellales; Glomerellaceae. The transcript has 4 exons. The record is from RefSeq and is a predicted model, not a curated record. Gene Ontology annotation, molecular function: GTP binding; structural constituent of cytoskeleton. Gene Ontology annotation, cellular component: nucleus; microtubule; cytoplasm. Gene Ontology annotation, biological process: nuclear migration by microtubule mediated pushing forces; nuclear division; microtubule cytoskeleton organization.
CUGGUCCCCCACCCUCGCAUUCACUUCUCUCUCGACGCCUACGCCCCUACGAUCUCUGCCGCCGAGGUCGCCGCCGAGGCCAACCACACCGGGGAUUCUCAUAUCUUGCUUCGAGCCCAACAACAGACAGUCAACCACGCCCCCCGCCACGGCAAGUACAUGGCCACUUCCUUGCUGUACCGCGGUGACAUCGUCCCCAACCCCAACGACCACCACGCCGCUGUCGCUACCCUUAAGACGAAGCCCACCAUCCACAACUCAGAUGGUUCCUCUCUGCACUCGAUUCUAGUCUCCCGGAAAGACAAGGCCGACUUUGCGUCCAGCCAGCUGGCGUUGUCGGUGGAGAACAAGUAUGAUCCCCGAUCCUCGUCGUCGAAUGGUGCUGACAGAGGAAAAGUGACCCAGGUCUCGUUCGCAAGGGGCAAGAGAUCCUCGGGAUAUUCUCGAUGCCGCCCUGUUGGUAGCAUCGUCGGCGUCACCGUCAGCAACUUCGUCGACAUCCUUUUCUUUAUUAUUCUCAUUGUCCUCGCCCUCAUCCUCGCCCUCGCCAUCGUCCGCGCCGUCCGCGCCGUUGUCGUUACCGUCGUCGUAACCAACAUUUGUGGUGUCCUCGGUCUCAGCAUUCUUGGUGAAGAGGACCCCGACCUCCUCGUCUGUCCUGGAGCAAACCCCAUCCUCCUCGUCUCGGCGUCAAAACGGCAGACAUCUUCUCGAUACCACAUAUCUACGGGGAACAUCAUCCAACAGCUCAACCGUCUGAGCUCGCGCGCACGACCGCGGCUUGAGACGUACUUCACAUUCAACUCGAACAAGGAUUUGUGCAAUUUCAAGAAGGAGGUCAAGAAGGAGGUCAAGAAGGAGGUCAAGAAGGAGAUCACGGAGGAGGUCUAG